Messenger RNA from Salvia splendens (bonfire salvia), 1628 nucleotides. RefSeq lists its product as uncharacterized. Bases 125 to 1324 code for a protein of 399 amino acids. The record is from RefSeq and is a predicted model, not a curated record. Gene Ontology annotation, molecular function: GTP binding; GTPase activity. NCBI's taxonomy places the organism in Eukaryota, Viridiplantae, Streptophyta, Magnoliopsida, Lamiales, Lamiaceae. The transcript has 6 exons.
UGUAGUGGAUAAUAAAAAAAGAAGAAAAAAAAAUCACAAAUUUGCUUCCUAAUCUUCCCCAAUUUAAGUGUAGUGUAAAACCCUAUUUCAGCCAAUUCACAAAUUUCUAAAAGUAUUUAAGGUAAUGGAUCGAGAAUCAUUGGAGAAACGACCUGCGAUCUUCGUAGUCGGAUCCGCCAACGUCGGUAAACGGACAUUACUCUCAAGACUACUUACGGUGGAUUUUGAUGAUGACUCAGAUGCAUCACUUGAGUUAUCCGUCAGUGGGUGGACGAUCAACACUAAGUAUUACACAGCAGAUGUUGCAGUAUGGAUAGCUAAUCUUUCUGAUGAGCUAUCUAUUGCAAGCUUUCCUGAUGUGAAUCGGAUAGUUGCAUUGGUUAUGGUGUUUGACACCAGUGACCUCACGACACUAGUUGCUCUAAAAGAAUGGGUUUCACGCACUGACAUCCAGAAGUUUGAAAUAUUGCUGUGCAUUGGUAACAAGGUGGAUCUUCUUCCUGGACAUCCAUCACAUGUAGAGUACAAGAGACGCUUGAUGAAGCUUGGUGAAUCCUCUGUCAAUUCUCAUCUGGACUUCUCUGAUUAUGGUAUAUCUGAGACUGAAGGAAGUAGUUUAUUGGGAAAUGAAGAACCAUCCUUAGGAUUUAAGAGAUCUUGCAUAGAGUGGUGUCUGGAACACAAUAUUGAAUAUGUUGAAGCUUGUGCAUCGAAUGCUGAUUUUGACCAAUGUCUCUCUAUUGAUGGUGAUUCACAGGGUGUUGAUAGACUUUAUGGUGCUCUCUCUGCUCAUAUGUGGCCUGGAAUGUUGUUGAAAUCUGGUGACAGGAUAAACGAGCCUUCAUUGCCUGAGCAAGAAGAUUUGUCCGAAGAAGAAGAAUCUGAUUAUGAACCUGAAUAUGAAGUAUUAUCUUCUGCUUCAGCAGAACCAUGGGAUGAUAUAGGAUGGAUGUCUGCAGAUGGUCCCAUUUCAACCUCGGGAAGUGGGAUGCCUAUGGAAAAGGUUACGGAAAUUUCAGGUAGAGAAAGUGAAGAUAAAUCUAUCAGAGAAGAGAACCAGCCAUCAACAUCAGCCUCUCAGUUGCCGAAAGAGCUUGACCAUGAGAAGGCAUUUGAAGCAGACCCAACAUCAGAGCUUAAUGAUGAUAAAACUUAUGAAUUUGAAGAUCUGGAAAUGCUAAUGGCUGAAAUUGGUAAUGUGCGCAAUGGCUUGAGGUUGAUGCCUGAUUUCCAGAGGAGGGAAAUGGCUGCAAAGCUGGCAAUGAAAAUGGCUGUAAUGUUUGGAGACAGUAGUGGUGGUGAGGAGGAGGAGGAGUUGGAGUGAAAGGAAUAUAGCAAUAGCGCUGUGAUUUGGAUCCUGGAGUGUGACUGUCACUGUAAAAGGAAAUAUUAGUACCAGCUUGAGAAUGUAUUUGAAGAGAAUCAGGUUAACAGGGGUUGAUGAGUUUGCUUAAUAUGCGAAAAUGGUUGGUAACAAAUGAUGCACAUUUCUGUGUCCCAUUUUGACAAUUGCAUUUUUCUUGUGUUAGCUAAGCUUUUUUCUCCUUUUUCAAUCGUAUUUGUUUAAUUUGUAGUAAUCCCACUUGGGUGUAUAUGCAAUAAUCGAAGUCCCAUGAUUUGUUUACGUA